GUGGAGUGGUUGGUUCAAAGAUGUCAGGUCGCUGAAGGAUGACGGCCUCACCGGCUCUGCUUGGGGCGACUGGGCCAACUACGCCGAUUCGCCCUUGAGGGCCUUUGAAGGCGAGUUGGGCGUGCAGCCACCUGUGGGCUUUUGGGACCCCUUGGGCCUCUCCUCGGACGGCGAUGUGGAAGUCUUCAAGCGACGUCGUGAGGUGGAGCUGAAGCACGGACGUAUCUCCAUGUACGCCUGCCUCCGAUAUAUUGUGCCGGAGUACUUCCGAUUCCCUGGAGUUCUUCGGCGGCAGCCCAGCCUCGGGUUUACGGUCAACUCGGCCGAUCUCGGUGACCUCUCUCCCAAGCUGGGCCUGAGCUUCGAGUCCAUCCCAAAUGGCCUGGCUGCCUUGACCAAGGUCCCAGGACAGGGCUGGGCGCAGAUCGUGGCAUUUUUGGGCACCUACGAGCUCUUCAUCAACAAACCCGUUGGCGAUGAGCCUGGAAAUUAUGGCAAAGGCAACCUCGGCCUCGGCUUCUUGGGCCCCGUGAAAGACCCGGAGGAGGCACCAAUGAUAGUUGCUUCAUCUGGAUUGGCCACCACGUGCUUCAGCUUGGGCCAACUGAACGAUCGCGAAGCCGUGAUCUUCUCGUCUCAGUUGGUGACAGAUCGUGCGGUUGCAUUGUGCCUCGCCAUGCCGCGUAUUUCUUAUCCGCUUCCUGCUGGAAUUGGCAGCUUUGGAGAGUUUUGGCCCUACUAUUGCAGAGAGCAUAGUCUGCGUGCCAACCGAUGGCUACACUUUUGCGGCAGCCUCACAGGUUUGUUCCUCUUCUUCCACACCUUGUUUACCAGUGCAGAUAAGCGUCGUUUGCCCCUCUGUCCUUUGAUUGGAUACGGUUGUGCUUGGAUUGGGCAUUUCUUUGUGGAGCAGAACAAGCCUGCAAGCUUCAAGUACCCAUUGUAUUCCUUCACAGGUGACUGGGUCAUGGUGUGGAUGAUGUUGCUGGGUAAGAUGGAUGCAGAAGUGAAACUUGCUCACAAGAAGUUGGGCACAACACCACCUGAAUCGUGA
This is a messenger RNA of Cladocopium goreaui, 1054 nucleotides long. Lineage: Eukaryota; Dinophyceae; Suessiales; Symbiodiniaceae. The record is from the annotation of a GenBank genome assembly.